UUAGAAUUCAAUUUACUAAUAUACUAUACUAUUGUCGUAGCCAUCGGUGCCUUUCAUGUACACGAGGGCACACAUUCUCCGGGUCUAUUGGCAUUAAGUUUCUUAAUUGUGUUGAUGUCGGGUCUCUGUGUGGCCGCCUCUGUAUUCCUGUUGGUUGGCCUCAGUGUUGAUUGUAAGCAAAUGCUGUUGCCGUGGAUUAUAAUAAUACUGACGACAACUUUAUUUGAUAUUCUCUAUACGAUUCUAUGGCUUUGCGAAACAUAUCGAAAAAGUGUGCAACAAAUUAAGAAAGAGGAAAGCCAUACAUUGAUUUUUUAUGGCAUAAUAUGCGUGGUAUCGCAGUAUCAGAUAUACAGACAACAGAGUGGACCAGUUCCCUACCCUUCCACAGAUAAAAAUUCAUUACCUCCGAUUGAGUUCCGGUUAAUACAGUUUCAUAACUCAAGAAAUCAACAAAAGGCAGACAAAGGCUCCAAAAAACACGAAUUGAAGGGAGAAAAUAAUUGCUUGAAAGUACCCAAACUAUAUGACAGCUCCAGUGGCAGUAGUGCCGUGGAGGACAUAAGCGAUGGAAGUCUAUUGACAACAGUCGACGAUCAAAAGUCGGAUUAUAAGCAUUUGGAGACCAAUUUGGAUAAAGAAAAAGAGUUUAUUUUACACAUGAAUUUA
Molecule: messenger RNA, 669 nt
Organism: Oppiella nova
Lineage: Eukaryota; Metazoa; Arthropoda; Arachnida; Sarcoptiformes; Oppiidae
Source: the annotation of a GenBank genome assembly